Molecule: messenger RNA, 1682 nt
Organism: Mobula hypostoma (lesser devil ray)
Lineage: Eukaryota; Metazoa; Chordata; Chondrichthyes; Myliobatiformes; Myliobatidae
Gene: asz1
Product: ankyrin repeat, SAM and basic leucine zipper domain containing 1
Exons: 13
Coding region: 22-1494 (490 amino acids)
Biological process (GO): piRNA processing
Cellular component (GO): pi-body
Molecular function (GO): protein binding
Source: RefSeq, a predicted model, not a curated record
GUUGUCGGAGUCGGAGCCGAAAUGGCGGGUGUUCGAUGUGUACCUGCUGGCGCCGAGUUGUUGGAUUCGGAUGACGACUGGUACAUGGACUAUGACGGCCCUGAGCACCAGAACAUAACGCCUGUCAAGGCAUACGAAAUAACAAACAGCUCACUGGACCAGUCAUCAGUGCUUGAACCAAAAAGCAAUGAAGAGGCAAGCGCAUUUAAAGAAGCUUUAUCAUCACAGAAUGUGUGUUUGGUUGAACAAAUUCUGAACUCUGGUUUCGAUGUGGAGAUGCGUUUUAGUCUUGGGUGGACUCCUUUGAUGUACGCUGCAAACAUCGCUAACUUUGAGAUAUGUCGCUGUCUUCUCGAUAGAGGUGCAAAAGCAAAUUUUAUGAAAGAUCAAUAUUCAGUGUUGAUGGCUGCCUGUGCUAGCAGUGAGUCAGAAGAAAAAGUGAUGAAAUGUGUAGAGUUGCUAUUGUCCAGAAAUGCAGAUCCAAAUGCUGCCAGCAGUAGUCAGAUGACCCCACUGAUGUAUGCGGCCAGACAAGGACAUACUCAGGCUGUUAUACUACUAGUGUCUCAUGGAGCAGAAAUAAAUGUCCAAGAUGACAGAGGAUACACAGCACUAAUAUGGGCGUCAAGUCAAGGCCACAAAAGUACAGCACUGAAGUUAAUUGACUUCGGAGCUGAUAAGACACUGAAGACCAAAUAUGGAGAAACGGCAGCUGAAAUUGCUGAGAAAAAACAUCAUUCACAGUUGGCAAUGCUACUCAAAGUAACUUCAAUUUCAUCAUUAUCAAAAAAACUCCAGAACAUGUCUAAAGAUGAGGCAAUUUACAAAUACUUCGUAAAUAAUUCUAAUAUGGAAAGCAACAGUAUCAGUUUUCAUAGUUCAGUUUCAGCUUUUGGUGAAAUGGAACUAUUUCUGUCUGGACUUGAUCUUGAACAUCUUAUGGAGUUAUUUAAGGAGAAUGAUAUAUCUUUUAGAGAUCUUCUAACAAUGGGGAAAGAAGAUCUUGAAAAGAUUGGAAUCACUGAUCCUAACGACCAGCAGAAAAUUACAGAUGCCGUUUGUGAACUGCAACCAGAAGAUCAACAGGUUGCUGAAGUACCAAUGCUGAAUAAUUUUGAUUGCAGCGCUGAAGAACUUGCAAUUUUUUUAAUAAAACUGAAGAAGCACUGCAAUCACCUGAUGGCAACAAUUCAGAAUGUGACGAACCAACUAGGAAGCAACUCAGAACUGAGAGUAUUGGAUUUGGACCCUGACAGAAAAUCAGCUUUGAUCUGUGAUGACUUGGUUAAGUGUAUUCAAGAUCUGAAUAAAGAAGUGGAAAGUUUGAGGAAUCUUCUACUAAAGUUGCAGAAUAAACAGGAGAGGGCUCCCAAUCGGAUGCCACCAGUGCAGAAUAGCUUUCAUCACAAUCGAUUCUUAAGGAAGGCAGCGGUCAUCCUAUUUGGAACCGGAUUUGUUAUUCUCCUCAUGAAAGUACAUAAUAUGAGAAAUUAGUUAGAAAUUAGAUGGUGUUUUUUUUAAUACUUGAUCUCUGUUGGCUUGUUGAUAAAGAAGAGCACUACUUGUAAUUUUCAAUUGUUAAGCACAAUAUACAGGUUUAAGAAAGCAUCUUAGUAAUUACUACUGAAAAUGUCACCAACAGUAUGCUUACAAAAUCAAUUUUGAAUAAAACAUUUGAAUUU